Messenger RNA from Penicillium waksmanii, 1026 nucleotides. RefSeq lists its product as uncharacterized. Gene Ontology annotation, cellular component: mitochondrion. The transcript is spliced from 2 exons. Lineage: Eukaryota; Fungi; Ascomycota; Eurotiomycetes; Eurotiales; Aspergillaceae. The record is from RefSeq and is a predicted model, not a curated record. Bases 1 to 1026 code for a protein of 341 amino acids.
AUGACUCGCGAUGCCAUCGCGCAGGAUACGUUAAAUAUGGCUACAAUCGAACAAGUGUCGCGCCCGACACCUUCCCCCGUGAACACAGCAUGGAGUAAGAAGGACUCCCCUUCGCCCCCCCAAAGCGCAAUGGAAUACAAAAGACCUGGGUUUACGCCUAGGCGUGGACGUCGCGAGUGCCGCGGCCGCCGGCGCGCUGACUUAGCAAUCAUCGAAAAAGCCUCAAAAGGCUUCCCAAUUCAAAACACAAUCAAAUCCUGCUUAAAAUCAAUGAUUGCAAAGCCUUCCUCCUUCUUCCUGGGCACCCCUUUCCUCCUCAUAUAUACCCUCUACAGCUCAACCUACCUAACCGCCAACGCCAUCGACACUAUAACCUCCACAUACCGGAACCAACCUUACGACACCGUCACACCGGGCCCGGCUAAAUUUAUUUCCACAACAACCGUGAACAUGGCCAUCUGCGUCUACAAAGAUGCGCGCUUUGCGAAGAUUUUCGGCGCGCAGCAGCAGCCACAGUCACAGCCGCAACAACCACAACAACAAAUGCAAAGAUAUCCAUUCCCAAAAUCAACACAACAUACAUCCCUCCGCCCUCCACCUCCACCUCCACCUCAACCCGCAGCAGCAGGACCGAAAAUACCCUUAACAAGCUUCACCCUCUUCUGCCUCCGCGACAGCGUAACGAUCUUUGCCUCAUUUAACGUCCCCCCACUCAUCGCGCCCACGAUCCCGGAUUUCAUCGCAUCAACGCCCGCAAUGAAAGCCGCCGUCGCGCAAUUCGCGUGUCCCGCUCUGAUGCAGUUCUUCAGUACGCCGAUGCACUUGCUCGGUCUAGAUCUAUAUAAUCGUCAACCGGUUGGCGGGCUCAGUGCCGGGGAUCGCAUUGCGAGGAUUCGAAGGGAUUAUGUCCCUUCGUGCUUUGCGCGUAUGGGAAAGAUCGUUCCUGCUUAUGGUGUUGGUGGUGUUGUUAAUGUUAGACUUCGGGCUGUGCUUAUGGGCAGGCUUGAGGAGGCGGAGAAAAUUUAA